This is a messenger RNA of Theileria parva strain Muguga, 3999 nucleotides long. RefSeq lists its product as uncharacterized. NCBI's taxonomy places the organism in Eukaryota, Apicomplexa, Aconoidasida, Piroplasmida, Theileriidae. Gene Ontology annotation, molecular function: phosphatase binding. The record is from RefSeq and is a predicted model, not a curated record. The coding region runs from base 140 to 3985 and encodes 1281 amino acids. The transcript has 10 exons.
AGUGACUCCCCCUUGAAAAUUAAUAAUUUAUUUAUUUCAAUUAUAAUUUAAAAUUAAUAUUUUAAAAUUUAUUAACAAUUUAUUAAUUAUUAAUUGGUUGAUUGGUUGAAAAUUGGUCUGAUGUUAUGUGUGAGUGGCGAUGAGUGUUUUGGGCUUUGACGACACGAAUUACACCAUGAGUGAUCACUACUCUCACACCGAAGACUCCACACUUAACUUCUUCGAAAUUCCACACUCCCAAAUCGCAAACUCUCUCUUCAACAUGUCGAAUUAUGCUGAGUUGGAGGUACGGAAUUUACACCCAAAUGACAUCAAGCUAAUGCGUAAAGCCUUUAAAUCCUUUACCUUACAAUAUUACGAUUUGGUGAGGGAAUCGAUAAUGGAGACGUUGUCGUUGAUGUUGAGCAGGAAACAUUACAAUCAGUUGGUCUACAAAUCCUUUCUCAUCGCUCACAAGAGGAUUAGGUUGAGUGAGAUGAUGGAUGAGGCUGAGAUAUUUGGGAUGCGGGAGUUGUUGUAUCAGUGGCGUUUACACACACUAAACCGGACUACCAUGCGGGAGAAUGAAGUUAAGGCCAAGCUGUUCCACCAGACCCUGAUCAACUCAAAGUAUUUCAAGCUCUUCCAACAACUUCUAACACUCAGGACCAACAAGAUUCUCAAAUUGAUGCGUGUGGUGUGUUUGAUGGAGAAGAAUGUGGUGAAUAACGUGUUGAGGCCGUGGAGUAGCCUGAGUAAAAAGUAUAAAAGAUUACAACUCUGCAAAGAAGAUAUCAACAACAAUUAUAACAAGUAUUUGAAGUGUAUGGUGUUGAAUGGUAUGUGUAAGGUGUAUAAUAGAAGAAUUGGUGUUUACUUACUCGACGUUUUCAUCGUCAAACGCUCCAAAUCCAAUUUCCUACACUCUCUCACACACUUCUAUCAUUACUCCCUUAAAUUGGAGGACAAGCUGUGUAAGAGUAUGAGGCGUAUGAGGAUGGAGAAGAUAUUUGACAUUUGGCGAUUCGCCUCAUUAUACAAACUCUCCACUCAAUUCUACCACUACAAACUCAAAUCCAAAUCCCUACACCAUUGGCGGAGGUACGGUGUGGAUAAGAAGUUACUGAGGAAGAAAUUUGAGUUAUUGAAACGUGAAGUUGAUACUAAGCUUUUACAACUUUACUACCACAAACUUACACACUCCUACACCAGCAUAAAGUUGAGAAAAAAGUUACUUCACAACUUAGUCACCACCGUAGACAUUACCUCCAAGAAAAUAACAUUACAAUUGUUAUACAAUAAUUAUAAGAGUAAACUGAGAGAGGAUAUGAACAAGAGAAAGUGUGAGAGGUAUUGUAAGAGUGUGUUGUACCGUAGAGUAAUGUCGAUACUAUCGUCAAACGCCAUUAGAAGAUGUGAGAAAAGGGAUAAACUGACCCUGGCUACGAUAAGUUAUAAAAGAUAUUUACUGUCAAAUGCUUUUAACGAGUUGGUAAAAUUAUACUCUGAGAGGCUCCGGAGGUAUGAAAAUUUACUCAUAAAGUUUAAUAACUUAAGGGAUUUAACACUCAAAAAAUCCCUAUUCAAGGUCUUAAAACAGGCUAUUCAAAAGUCACAACAUCUUAAUCAUAUACAACAAACAUUGUGUCUGAGCUAUGAGAAAUACCUGAAGAAGACCAUCUUCAAGAGAAUGGAACACAUAAUAACAACCAAUUCUAACCGUAAAAACGCGCUAGUCAGUGAACUGACCAAUUUACUCCUACGCUCCUCUGACCAAAGUAUGACGGGGCUUAGGCUAUUUGUGACCCCUUUGAAGAGUGAGUUACUAGUGUUCACACUGUAUUUAUUAACGUUAAAUACAAGAUUUCACUAUACCUACGAUUUGUACUAUGAACUAUCCGACGACGACCUCAUCAACUCACUUCUCAACACUAUUAACACGGAUCAGCUGACAGAGUUCAGAAAGAACAAUAAAGCCUUACUAUACCAGUUAACUCUUUCAUUUAUCUCAACAAAUGUAACCACUGGUAUGAGUGAUAUACCACUCCCAGUGUCAGAGCUACUGCAGCAACUCUUCAUGCAGCAACUAUCCAUGCAGCAGCUAAGUAACAAUAGUAUUACUGAAAUAUUACGUAAACUACCCGUGUGGAAACUAAUAAACCUAAGAUUUUUAUUAUUGAGGAAGCCGAAAAUAUUAAAAUCCUGGCGGUAUUUGACUGCGCAGAUGAUUACCAGGCGUGUGUGCGACUCGGAGUUUCUGGACAAUUUCAGCCAAAUCAACGCAAUGCUCAGGAAGUCCAACGUCUUCAGCCACUGGUUACAACUUUCUACAGAGUUUAAACAUGAGAAAUUACGUGUUAAGGAGCAACUCUACACACGGUUCUACGACCACAUAAACAGUGUGGUGACUGCUAGAAAAUCAGUUCCCUACACAUUAUUAUAUUAUAAUUAUGUGAUUAGUGAGGGUACGGGAGUGGAAUUGGUUGAAAAGGUGAGAAAUUGGUACUGGUCGUUUCUAAGGCGGAACCCCCAGGCAUCAGCCCCGAUCCUCAGAAUCCUGUGGUUACGGAGGAUAUUUACACACUGGCACGCGUACGUCAUGGACGACCUCAGCAUCAAAAGAGUUGCAAGCGAGUUUUGCAGAAUCAGCAUCCUCUUUAAAUCCUUUAAAAUUUGGUUCAACGCAACAGCAUUGAGGAAUACCAAACACGAACAAAUGUGUCAAAAUAUUAGACACACCGUUGAUAUUCUGUUGAAAGAGUGGGUCCUGGUGGGAUGGUAUAGAAUUAGUAAACUAAACACAGUCCUAACCGCCAAGAAAUAUCAACUCACACACAAACUCUUCAGCCAGUGGCAUAAUUAUACAAGUUAUAAAUCAUUGUUAAACUGUCACCACAACACUAUUAACAAAAGGACGAGUAGGGGAUUGUUAAUGAAGUAUUACAACGUGUGGUAUGAGGCGUACGAGUGCAGGAUGAGAGAAUAUUACAACUCCGAGCAGUCGUCACAGUAUAAUAAUCUGAGAAUAAAGAGGAGACACUAUGCGUAUUGGUCUGGGUACUGUAGGAAAAAAGUGCACUUACUACAGUGCCAACGGGAGAUUAGAGAUAAUUACGCCCUAAAUCUCAAGAAUUAUUAUCUUACACUUUUGGGCACAAUUUGCAAACUCAAGCAGUUACACAAUCAAAGCGUUUUGAACAGAAGUUUAACCACGUUUAAACUACUUUUAUUCACCAAAAAAAUGGGAACUCUGGUGCAAACCACUCUUGAGAAUAGUGUAAAGGAGGGUGCCAAACGGUUCCUCAGUACGCUAUACCACACGGUGGAAACUCAGAGAAAGCUGGACAAUACUAUGAGAAAUGAGAAGAUGUAUUUGCUGUUGUAUAAAUUGAGUAAUGUGAAGUUUGAUCGGACACUCCGGGGGAUCCGGAUACUAAACGCCAACGCCUAUUAUAACAUACGGUACAAAAUUGUACAAAGGAGACAUUAUCGCACGGUUUUAGCAAAUUGCUACGCACACUGGAAGCUAAUCACCACCAAACACGCCUUCUGGCACACGAAACUUUGUCUUCUAUCACAUACUAAUCAUAUUACUGGUGUGUCAGAUGAUACUACUGGAGAUACUGAGGAUACUGAGGAUACUGGAGAUACUGAGGAUACUGAUGUGACAGUGGAAAUGUGUGAAAUUAGGAUAAAAUAUGUGAUUCGAUGGUGUAGGAGGAUGAUUGUGUGGUGGAGGAGUGAGUGUGGAGUGUUGCGUGUGGACGGCUCGAGUUUGGGUGAGAUUUACGUUUUUGCUAGGACUAAUCGGGUGGUAGAGGCGCUGAGAGCGUUACAGGAAAACUGCUUAGCCCUGGAUUUACUACGAGUUUGCAGAGUCAGAGUCAGGGACUUUGUAGACGCCAGGGACUUGAAGCUCAAGUCUAAAGUGUUCAAAUAUCUAAAGGCAGAACUCCUAGAGAAUGAGCUCUCACAAAUCCUAACUCUACAAGAUGCUAAUCAAUAAUAUUCACACUAUAU